AUGGACUUCAUUACUGGUGGUUUGGCUGCUGGUGGUGCUUCGAUAUUCAGCAACCCCUUCGACGUUGUGAAGACUCGCAUGCAGUUACAAGGUGAACUAGUUGCAAGAGGUACACACCAAGUGCAUUACAGAAAUGUGGCGCAUGCCGGAUGGGUAAUAUUCAAGAACGAGGGUUUUAGGGGCCUGCAAAAAGGCCUCUCAACAGCUAUACUGAUGCAUAUGAUCAGAAACAGCACACGAUUAGGUAUCUACCAGACGUUGUACAAAAAUGGUCACCUGACAAACGAGAAAGGAAAAACGAUAUUCCAUAGAAGCGCAUGUGCCAGUGCAUUCUCUGGGGCUGCUGGCGCAUUUCUGGGGAGCCCCUUUUUUCUAGUCAAAACUCAGUUGCAGUCUCAGUCUGCAGAAACAAUAUCCGUGGGAACUCAACAUGGACACAAGGGAGCACUUGCUGCAUUCAACAAAAUUUAUUCCAAUGAAGGGUUUUUCGGUCUAUGGAGAGGCGUCAAUGCAGUGAUGCUGAGAGCAGUAGUCGGAUCAUCUGCGCAGCUAACUUCUUUCGCGAUGUGCAAAGACCUUCUCGCAGAAAACGACUUCCUGAACAGCAUCCCCCUGCUGAAUUCUUUCGUGUCCAGCAUCAUCAGCGGGGUGUUUCAGUGCCUGCUGAUGAAUCCGUUCGAUUUGGUAUCCGUGAGGCUCUACAACCAGGCUGUCGACAAGCACGGAAAGGGGCUUUUGUACGACGGAUUGCUACACGCUUUCGUGAAAAUAUACAGAUCCGAGGGGGUUAUGGCGUUUUACAAGGGCGUGGGGGCGAACUAUAUGAGGCUGGCGCCCCAUGGGGCUCUGUGUUUAGUGUUCUGGGACGUUCUCAAAGACAUGCAGGCCAAGUAUUGGGAUAACAAGUUGUAG
Phaedon cochleariae (mustard beetle) is the source of this 912-nucleotide messenger RNA. The record is from the annotation of a GenBank genome assembly. Lineage: Eukaryota; Metazoa; Arthropoda; Insecta; Coleoptera; Chrysomelidae.